This is a messenger RNA of Adineta ricciae, 2643 nucleotides long. The record is from the annotation of a GenBank genome assembly. NCBI's taxonomy places the organism in Eukaryota, Metazoa, Rotifera, Eurotatoria, Adinetida, Adinetidae.
AUGACGAGCGAAUCAAGUAAAUUGAAUAACAAUCAACGACAUAGUCAUGAUGACUCGAAUCAAAAUUUGAGUGAAGAAGAAUGCGCAUCAUUAAGAAAGCAAUGCGAUGAAGUGACAAAAGAAAAUACUCAAUUGAAAGAGGAAAUGCUGAUAUUGAGAAAAACCAUUCAAGAAUUGGAAGAUUGGAACGGUGAUUUCUCAGGCGGAUCAGAUACAACAUCUUCUUUACAAUCAACUAUCGAUUCUUUGACUUCACGGAAUCGACAAUUAGAAAAUGACUUGCAACGUUUACAACUUCAACAGCGAAAUAAUCAACUAGCACUUGAACGUUUGGAUGAAUACGAAGAAACCAUAUCUCAAUUGCAAGAUGAACUCGAUCAAGAACGUUCGAAUAAGAAGAAGUCUCAAACUGAUAAAGAUGAAGAUGUUAAUCAUCUUCUUUUCACAGAAGAACGAAAGCGCGUAGAAGAAUUAUCUCAUCAUUUAGAAGCUGUACGUCGCGAAUCCGAAGAGAAAAGCUUGCAAAUAGAAAAUGAACGAGACGCUCUGCGAAACUUCAAACACGAUCAAUUGAAGGAGCAAGAAAAUCUUCGUAAGAUGCACGAUCAUCAAUUAGCUGAGUUGAAUGAACAAAUCCAAUCGUUAGAAAGCAAUAAAAUUGAUUUGAUUAAUCAACUGGAUGAACUACAACAACAAUUGCAAUCAAGAGAAACGCAAAUUCGAUCAUUUCAGUCUUCCACUGCGACACCUGGUUCGCCUCCCAUGAUGUCUUCCUCGACUCAUGAUCGUCAAUCCGAAGAUGAUAGACAACAGUUAACUUCCAUCUAUGAACAAUUACUCACACUUCUACCUGGUGAAUAUUCACUGUCAGAUAAUGUAGCAUUGUCGUUGGUAGAACGUUUUACAAAUUUUUUCGAACAGUUUGCCUCCUACUUCGGAGCAUUAUCGAUAGUACAAGAAGAACUUGAUUCGUUAAAACAAAUACUCAUUGAAAAACAAGACGAACUUGAAAAACUACGCACGCAUUUUGAAGAGCAACAGUCUGUGACAAAGAAAACUCAUUUCUAUGAAAGUGAUGAUGAAGGCGAGCAAGAAUUAGAAGAAAUUCUUGAUUUUCAUCAGCGAGCACCAUCGCGACAAUCAUUGGCGUCGGUCACACCUGGAGAGAAGCAACAGCUAAUCGCCCAGAAUGAACUUCUCUCGACUCUACUAACAGAAAAAGAACAAGAAUUGAUCUUUUUACAACAAACCGAGAAAACACGAGAAGAACUCAUGGAAAAUCUACGACUGAAUCUACACAAAUCAGAAACGGAGAAAGAAAUGAAACAAACUGAAUUGAAUGAUAUACGAAAUGUCUUGGAUGAGAAAUUACGCGAAAACUCCUCGUUGAAGAAGGAGAAAAUGUAUUUUAUUGAAAAAUUAUCUGAAUUCGAACGUGAACGACAAGAGAUCAUCCACAUCGCACCGAAACAAGCAUCGCCCGCACCAUUAACAAUACAAGGAAUAUCUCAAGAACAGUACAACGAACUUCUUGAAGCAUCUCAACGUCAACAUGAAGAAUCUCUAGCCUAUUACAAUGAAUACACUCGAAUCGUUACACUCUACAAUGAAUUGAACACAAAGUACAGUCAACUUCAGAUCGACUAUGAAUCUAUUCAAACGUUGAUUCAACAGAAAAACGAAGCUUAUUUGCAAUGUCAAAAUGAAUUGAAUACAUUUCAAAAUCUAUUAUAUCACCAAAAGAAGAAAUCGGAUGAUAAUGAUCUAUUAACUGCGAAAUUAAAUGAACGGGAACAGCAAUUGCAAGAAAUGGUUGCGAAGAAGAAUGAAUUGAUAACAAGACAAGAGGAAUUGGAAUUAUCAGUGAAAGUGCUAGAAGAAAAUAGUUUACGAUGGAAAUCGAGUCAGCAGUUGUUCGAUCAAAUACAAAUCGAUUUGAAACGUACCGCACACGAACGAGAUUUGGCCAUUGUUGAGAAAAAACAAUUGGAAAAUGAAAUCCAAGCCAAUCGAGAGAAGCUUUCGAAAUUAGAAGCAAAUACACAUCAAGACUCAACCAUUGCUCGUUUAAUAGAUGAAAACAACGAAAUCCGUCAAUGUUUGGAAAGCGCCAAUGAAGUGUUGAAAACAAAAGACUUACUCAUUAGUGAACUUCAAAGUGAUAUUGAUACUAAAGCACAACAGAUCAUUGCUUGCCAAGAAAAUUUUCAAUCAUCAAAUAGUACACGGGUAGAGAAGCAAUUGGUGAAAAAUAUUCUUCUGUCGUACUUUCAAACACCGAUUGAUAAACAACAAGAAGUAAUUCCGAUCCUAGGUGCACUAGUAGAAUUUACUCAGGAUGAAUACGACAAAGCGAUGAAUGCGAUAUCGAAUAAUUAUGCUAAUAGUACUAGUUCCGGUUGGUUAAGUAGUUGGCUUGGUGGUGGAUAUCCUGUUCGAACAAAACCUUCAUCGAGUACUCAGCCUGAUAAGUCAUUUGCUGAAUUAUUGAUUCAAUAUGUUGAUCAACAAUCGCCAACCACACUCAACCCCGAUGUAUCGAAUGCGAAGAGCUCUACGGAUGAGCAGUCUAAUACAGAACAGAAUACGAGCCCUUCUACCCAAUCAUCAUCGAUAAAUACUGACAAACUUUUAACAAUUUGA